Messenger RNA from Mesorhabditis spiculigera, 648 nucleotides. Lineage: Eukaryota; Metazoa; Nematoda; Chromadorea; Rhabditida; Rhabditidae. The record is from the annotation of a GenBank genome assembly.
AUGCUGACAAAAUUACUGCUGCUCCUCGUUUCUUUGGCUUUUGUGCUGGCCGACUUCAACCUGACGGACUGCAACAAGUCGGGCGGCAAGGGUUGUCUCUUCGCUCCGCCUCAAUGCCAGCCAAACGUCGACUGCAAGGUCCACAUCUCGUACAGGGUUGAGGGCGCCGACCUGGUGAUCGAGCUGGGCGGCACGAUGCAGCCGGAGCAGUAUAUGGCCGUCGGCUUCUCGUUGAGUGGCGCAAUGAAAGAGACGUCGGUGAGCGGAUGCUACCUCAACACCGACUCCAAGAUCCACGGUUUCGUCGGCUACAUCCCCAGCAAGCGCGAGGUGGAGAUGAUCCCGUGGGAUCUGCAGCGGCUCGACCACGACGCGUCGUCGUACGAGGAUGGCCGACUGGUGUGUACGCUUCGACGACAGAUGAGCGAGACCAACUACCAACUGAUUUACGACCUGAACGCUCAGGAGUACACGAUCCUCACCGCCCGCGGACCCUACAAAGGAGCCCUCCGCAAGCACGAGUACAAGAUGGCGAUCGGCAUCUACAAUCUGCACGAGUUUGACGUGGGCUACGACUCGGCCGGUUACGGCGCCCACUACAGCUUCGCCCUCAUCACGGCCGUUCUACUAAUUCCCAUGCUGCUCACC